Helicoverpa armigera (cotton bollworm) is the source of this 4695-nucleotide messenger RNA. RefSeq lists its product as uncharacterized. The transcript is spliced from 6 exons. The coding region runs from base 150 to 944 and encodes 264 amino acids. The record is from RefSeq and is a predicted model, not a curated record. NCBI's taxonomy places the organism in Eukaryota, Metazoa, Arthropoda, Insecta, Lepidoptera, Noctuidae.
UAAACUAUCGUGUCAAGCGCACCUAUAUUAUGUUGUAUUAUGUUCUAGUGGUUUUAUAACAAAAAGGUUUUAAUUGUUUCUUUUUUUUUUGUUGUAUAGUGGUUUUAGUGAAUGUUAUAGUUUGAAAAGUGGACUAUUGUUGAAGCAAAAUGGAAUUUAAAACGACUGGUGUAUUGUUUUGUUUGGUUUUCGUGGCAGCUCGAGUAUCAAGUUCAGGUCUAGAGGUGAAUUUAACAAGGUCUUGGAAGCAAGACAUUGGUUGGGAGAUCAACUGCACCUGGGAGUUACCACCUCGCGACUACUUGCAGUCAGUUCGACUGUACCUCAAUAGACAGCAAUUCAUGAUUUUUAGGCCAGAGAUAGAUGGCCUUGAGCGUAGUCUAAUGAUCAGACGCCUAGAAGACGGCGUCGUGACCAACUGCGGGAUAUCAUCAGUCGACAGACGAAGGGGAUCGUGUGUGAUCACCAGCGAACUGUACCAACCUCAGAACAACAGCUUUACGUUGCAGUGUGAAGUGUCAGGAGAAAGGCCCACCUUUAUAAUGGAGAAGAAGACCAUUGUUGUUGAUAAUUUUGUACCACCAUCAGACGCUGUGUUGACAAGGGUACGAUCAUUGAAUGAUGUAUCAGACCGGGUGACGCUAAAUUGCAGCGCCAGUGGCGUACCUAGUCCGAACCUCACAUGGACUAUCGGUUCACAGAAGAUGCCCCAUGAAUUCAAAGGCACAGCAUGGAACGCGACAUCAAAGCUUUGGGACGUGUGGUCAAUCGUAUCAUACACACCUCGGUCAGACCUCAUUGCUGUUUGCACGCCAGAAGCUACUUAUAAAGGCGACCCAGUCAACGGGCAUUCUGCUCAAUAUAAUUCCGCUGCCGUUGAUAAAGGAGCCCUGACAAGCAUCAUCACGGUAUUGGCGGUACUAUAUCUGUGUCGACUGAGGUGAUCGAGUCUAAAGACAGGGGCGAAUACUUAAAAUAAAACCAAAUAGUGAUUUGUUCAAUUUUAUUUCGGCUGAAUAUCGUUGUGAACGAUUGAUUAUAUUUUUGAAGCUGAAUUUAUAAUACGUUGGUUUUUGCAGAAGUCCCGUUUUUUCGAAAAUGCGUUGUUUUUAACUUGUUCUGUAUUCUCUAUAUUUUUGUGGUUUCGCCUUUCAAGAGAAAGGCUCUUAUAAAUUUCACCCAAAUUAACAUUUAUUAUUCUUCAGUACAAUAUUUUUGAAAUGGAUGUAUGUAGAGUACUUUUGUUUGUGUUUAGGCAAGAAACCAACAUAUUACAACUGCAGCUUUUUACAAUUAUAUUUGGCUCUUUUUAGAGAUUUUUAUUUGUUUUACAUUUUAUAAUGUAGGUUACCAUUUAUAUUAUUUUUCUAUUAUAAUAAUUGAAAUUCAUAGUAUAAUAUAAUGCACUUAAAAAACCUACUUAUUAAAUGAGAGGAAGACCUUUGCCAUUUACAUUAUUAUAUUUUAAUAUGACAAAGAAAAACAAUGGUAAAAGUCCCCCGCAAUGAAUGUGCAUUUCAAAAUAUUUUUAUUAAUAAAAUUCGUGACUAUACAAUUGUAAAUAAAUUUUGGACGUAACGUUUUUAAAUAGAAGGUAAUUUUAAGAAAAUAAUCGAGCACCUCACAGGUACUGGAAGAAUACAUAAGAUGUAAAAAAAUAUAGUGACUAGGUCAAAGGCAUGAACUUGCUUGCAAAAAAAAACUGCACCGCUUUUAAAUUUGAAAUUCGAUAAAUAAAACUCAUAUCAUAGGACGCGUAAAAUAUCGUGUGGACAAUUUUGCAAGCAAGUGGAAAUACUGAAAAUAUAUUUUAAGCGAAGAUUCGACUUAGGAACAUAAGUAUAGUUGAGACGUUUUUGAAAGAUGGUGGAGUGUCAUGCAUGGUACAGAUUUAAGUGUUGUAUCUUAUAUUUACUUAUUUUUAAGUAAUGUGAAAAAGCCAGUUGUUACCCGCCCACCUAUUAUUAUAAUGUUUUUAGAAUAUUUUGAUUUUCUUAACAUUCCUUUCACUAGGUUCUAGAAUUGGUAAGUUGACAACACUAAUCAAUUAUUAUCGAUAUUUUUACACUUUUUAAAACCUGGUCUUAUAGGUUUUGUACAUCAAAAAUAACGCGUGAUAAGUAAAAUCGCUGCAAUAAACAUCGAGCUAACUUAUAGUGUGCAAUGUGUUCAGUUAAAUUCUGUGGUGUUAAGGCAAAAGGGGAUGAGUCAGAAAUUGUGAAAAAUGAGUUAAUUACACAGUUGGGUACAAAAUUUUACGAACUAUCAUGGUAAAAAGGAGAUAAUUCAAUAUAAUGUAUUUUAUUUCGUGAAUCUCCAAUAAAAAAUACGAGUCUAGUCAUAAAUAGCAAAACCUAAAAAGUAAAAAGGAGUUUUGUCUAGUUAUCUUCUUAUUGCAUACGUGAUCCUUUACUUAUAAAAUUAGGUAUAAUGAGAUAAGUCGACUUGUGCCUAAAUUCAUAUUCGUCGUUCCGCGUUAGUUGCAUUUCGCGCGCGAAGUUGACGUCUUUCUACUAGUGCAACGGUGCAAAAAAUCCUAAAAUUAUGGUUUACGUGGGUAAUUUGAGUGUUGAAACCUACAGAAAUGAAUAGGAUUAACAAGUUCGAUUUAACGUAAGUAUGAUGAAUUUAAAACCUUUAAAUUAUGAGCUGAUUCGGAUCUGGAGGACAACCAGUAUGGUUUCCGUAAAGGGCGUUCAACAGUUGACGCUAUACUGCUUCCUCCACGCAUACGCGUGAGGGUCCUGGCGGUCCUGGCGGAGGAAGCAGUCGACCGGGGCGAGGUGGUUUCGGCGGUGUCGCAUGACAUCGCUAACGCGUUCAACACCCUGCCCUGGAAUAUCAUAAAGGAGGCGCUCCGUUAUCAUGGAGUGCCAGGGUACCUCCGUCGCAUAAUCGGGGCCUAUUUAUCCGAAAGAGCUGUCGUGUACCUGGAUCGAGAAGGAUGGGUUCGUCAGAACAUCUCUUCCUCAGGGGUCGGUUCUUGGCCCUCUCCUGUGGAACAUUGGCUACGAUUGGGUCCUGCGCGAUGCGCUUCUCCACGGCGUCAGCGUGAUAUGCUACGCUGACGACACGCUAGUCACAGCACAUGGGUAGACGUACCGGCAGGCGGCCAUUCGGGCCACAGCCAGUGUCGCGCAGGUCGUGGGUAGGUCUUAGCCUCGAAGUGGCCUUGCACAAAUCCGAGGCCCUUUGCUUCCAUGGGCCAAGGAAGAAGCCACCUCCGGGGUCCAGUAUCGUGGUGGGAGGGGUUACCAUCGCUGUGGAGCCGACAAUGAAAUACCUGGGACUCGUUCUCGAAAGUCGUUGGGACUUCGGGCCACACUUCCAGCGGCUCGCUCCUCGGUUGUUGGUCGCAGCUUUAGCGCUCUCACGCUUGUUGCCCAACCUCAGGUGACCCAAUACCUCCUGCCGGAUGGGGGUCGUGCGGGCGAUGGCGCUUUACGCCGCGCCAGUGUGGGCGAGCACCCUGACGGCCCGCAACCUUCCAGUGCUGCGAAGACCACAGCGAGCGAUGGCCAUCAGGGUUAUAAGAGGAUACCGCACGAUCUCCUUCGAAGCUGCAUGCCUCCUAGCCGGAUCGAGACCGACAGCCCUCGCGUCACUCUAUACAUGGCGCGAGGAAGCGGUGGGGCGGCCCGAGCGCCUCGUGCCUCGGCAAGUUGAGUUGCGCAGUUCAGAGCUCCGCCAAGACCUCAUUGCGGAAUGGGAGCAGCGACUUGCGCGACCCACGGCAUGGCACGCCGCUCUCGCGGCGGUAAGGCCCAUACUGAAGGAGUGGCUGGAGGGACGCCACGGCGCCCUCAGCUUCCGGCUGACACAGGUCCUUACCGGACAUGGGUGUUUCGGAAAGUUCCUGUGUCGCAUCGGUCGGGAGCCCACGCCCGAAUGCCACCACUGUGGCAUCUGGGGCAACGCAGCGCCGUGACCUAGCGGCAGCAGUAGACGCUGCGGGAAGUCUUUCGCUGCCGGCUGUCGUGUCCUGCAUGGUCGGCAGCGAAGAUGGAUGGAACGCCGUCGCAUCCUUUUGUGAGGAUGUGAUGGUUUGAAAGGAGGCGGCGGAAAGGGAGAGAGAAGCUGCUUCCUCUCUCCCCGCCCGCAGCAGACGUGGAGGACGUCGCAGAAUGACUAAUCUCCGGCCACCAUAGGGCGCGGCCUGCGGGCGACAGACUAGGGGCGUCUGUCGUCCGAUCAGAAACAGGCCUCGAGACGGUGGCGUUGUGUUGCGCGCGCAUCUCUUAGUGGAGUUUGCUGUGGCCGCUGGGUGACGGCCACAAAGGUUGACGGGGCCCGCCUUUGAACAUCUGGGGGGCCAAUACCUGUCGGGGGUGCGGAAGAAUGCUUUGGCGAUACCCGUGCCCUCGACAAUAGGUAAUUGAAGGCAACACUGGGUGGGUUUUUAGCCGGUAAGAGUUUGGCACACCCCCUCCACCGACCCCAGGUGGAGGGAAGUCCAUGAGGAUUUCCCCCCUGCCAAAAAAAAAGGUAUGUACGUAAAUAAUAAUAGCAAAUAAAGAGACGAGUCGUUCUAGGAUUUUUUUUUAAUUUUUACCGUGUUACGGAAAAAGGAGAUAUGUCAAUUAUUUUAAUAAUUAAGAAAUAAAAAUAUUUUUCGGGUACAUAUAAAAGACGACUAAAUUAAUAAAUGAAAAUUAAAACAGAGUUGUGUUAAUUAUUUCUAUACACUUUUGAUUA